Molecule: messenger RNA, 1630 nt
Organism: Penaeus indicus
Lineage: Eukaryota; Metazoa; Arthropoda; Malacostraca; Decapoda; Penaeidae
Exons: 4
Coding region: 240-1268 (342 amino acids)
Biological process (GO): positive regulation of transcription by RNA polymerase II; positive regulation of Rho protein signal transduction
Cellular component (GO): sarcomere
Molecular function (GO): actin binding
Source: RefSeq, a predicted model, not a curated record
CAGAAACCAAUAUCAAAAUCAAUUUACAGAAGCAAUAAAUCAUUACCAACAACCCCAAAUCUCAAACUCUUAACACAAUAUCGCCAACUAUUUGCAAGGCCCUCAACCAACCUCAUCCCAACCCACACCACAGGAAGAAAAAAAACUCACACCAAGCAUCCUCCCUGUCACCAGUCUCCUACCACAGCAUCCCAACAUCCAUCCCUCUCCCACUGACUCCACUCUCUUCCACCGCGACGAUGCCUCAGAACCUCCGCUUGUUCCACCCUGGCGUGAGUGGAAUGAAAAACAUGUUCGACAAGAAAGUGGAAGAGCACAAGCAAGCACAGCUGGACAAUCCUUUCAGUGAGUGGGAGGGAGCCGGGAGGACCAGGAGACUGUCCAAAGAAGACAUCGGUUAUGGCAGACCAUUACCAGGAAGUCAGUCGGAAAAACGGAGCCAGGCGGCCCAACAGCACAUCAUGAUGGAGAUCAGGUACCUCUGCGAUAUGAUCUGGGACUGUUCUGAAUGGCGCAGUCCUGAUGGCAAGGCUGCGAUCACCUUCGGAAAGCUUUUCAAACUGUACAUCGGGAUCUCUGACAAGGUGGUGGGGACUCUGCUUAGGGCACGCAAGCACGGCUUCUUGCACUUCGAAGGCGAGAUGCUGUACCAGCGGCGCGACGAGAGCAAGGUGAUCGAGCUGACGCGCCCCUACAACACCAUCCGCGCCCGGUUCGGCCAGAAGCCCGUGCUGACGGGCGGCGGCGAGGUGGAGCCCUGGGCCGACGGGGCUGACGCGCCCCUCCUGGACUCGAUCCCCAGGAGGAAUUCCCUUCCGGCCGCCGCCACGAGGAAGCUCUCCCUGGGCCCCCUGCCCAACCCCAGGAGGAGCUCACUGCCCCACGCCUCCGUCUCGCUCAACAGCUCUCCCGAGAGGGCCACCUUCCGCGACGACGGCAGGGCCAAGAGCGAGGACAGAGAGGUCGCCCCACUUGAGGCCGGCAUCGUCGUCGUCAGCGCCUGCGACGACGAUGCUCCAAGUGCAGAAGAGUCGCAGGAGAGCACCGAAAAGGACGCACAUCUGCUCGACCCCGACAUGCUGCGCGGGAGGCCGAGACGUUCGAGGUCAAGGUCUCCCUCGCCCUCUCUCAUGGACACCAUCCUCGAGGACGCCGCUCCUCCUCCUGCUCCUGCUCCUGACCCGAAGCCUCAAGCGUCCGUCUCGGAGCCUCAGGAUGGCGAGGAAGGGCGCCACCAGCCUGCAGAUAACGACUCCGCGCCGGCCUGACCUGUUCUCAGCUAUGCUGAUUUAAUAAGAAUGAACGUAAGGUGUUUCUGUAUCCUGGGCGAGUGAAGAUCAGUAGACAUUUUCCUUCUGUGAAGGAUGAGUGAGAUAAAAAAACAUUUUAGUAAUCUCCUUUUAAAGAUUUGAAUAACUUUAUGCACUUUGCGCAAACAUAUUGGCGCAGAUUGAUAAUGCUACCAAGCAUGGCUUUAGUUUAGCGAUGUAAGAAUAUAAAUUUGAAGGUAAAUAUAUAUUUGAAUAUGCAAAGAGACUGGAGGUUAUACCUACCAAGAAAGGUAAUGAACUAAAUAUAUGGAGAAAAAAAAUGUACAGAUCAUGGCCCAUUAAAGAUAUUUAUUCUGGCA